AUGCCAUCCUUCCACAUCACCGAACCCCACCCCUCCCCCAAAGCUCCCUACAUCUACUCCGGCCGUGGUGGCGCCGGCAACGCCCUGCGCAUCACCCCAAGCACCCUCACCCCCGGCGCCACAGCCUCUGGCCCUGCCUCACGCGCAAAGCUGCCCUCUCCUCCCACCAACAACGUCUACGCCACCGGCCGCGGCGGCGCCGGCAACAUGAAGACACGCACCGAGCACCGCGCCAUGUUCUCCUUUGACGAGGAGCUGCAGCAGCAAGAACGUCUGCGCAGUCAGCAGGCCCCCGUCUACCACAUUGGCCGCGGCGGCGCCGGCAACCUCAUCGACGAGAUGAAGCCCCGGCCGCGCACGAUGAGGCAGGGCAGUGCGAGCAGUGAGAGUAGUGUGGAGAGUGAAAAGGAUGGGGUGAGGCGGAGUAUGGAUAGUGCGUGGAAGAGGUUCAGCCGCGGAUUCGGCCAUUCAUAG
This is a messenger RNA of Plenodomus lingam JN3, 474 nucleotides long. RefSeq lists its product as uncharacterized. The record is from RefSeq and is a predicted model, not a curated record. NCBI's taxonomy places the organism in Eukaryota, Fungi, Ascomycota, Dothideomycetes, Pleosporales, Leptosphaeriaceae.